AAUAAUCCAGAAAAAAGAUGCUCGGAAAUAAGGAAGUGGAACUGUAGGCUGUAGCCUAUCGGAAUGCACCGAAGACAUCAACUCUUUGGUGAGUUCAGUCUACAGUUCUAAGCCACAUGGCCAUCCUCGCCACGGUAACUAGCCUUCACGCCAUUAGAUCGGCGGCCAAUCUAUCAGCAGGUGGCGACGCAGAGUCCUCCCGCCCAUCUCCGCCGUCACCGCGCCUUACCCGCGUGAUCCUCCCGAAGAAGAAGCCCUUGAAGUGGUCGACUGGCACGGCUCCCAGUGAGUACGGCGGGCCGGCCACGGCGCAGACGACGACGAAGCUCCGAAAAUACUGGGGCGGUGGCGACCAGGAUCCACUCGCAGCCACUGAUGAUUUUAUCUGGAACAAGGAUUUCGUCGGCCACAUGAAGCGUUUCCUUGUCGACGAGCCGAACCUUCCCACUACAUUUACAACUAGGGUUGUGGAGCAAAGCUCGGGAUUUCUAAGCCUGAAUCGAGCAAUGAGGUUGGACAGUGUGGGAAUUGAUCUGAGCGAAGAGCUGCGCUCACCGUCCAGGUCCGUUCUGGAGCAGCAGGUGGAAGCAGCCAGGAGCGGUCGCUCUGCUGCUGAAAACCCUAGUGAUGUUGCAUCACCAAGAUGGCGAUUGGUCCCUAGCACAAAGUGGGAUAGAGCAAAUAAGGCUGCUACUGGAGGAACUGAUGUAAUAAUACGGGAAUCAUCUAGGAGUCGAGUUGAUCCCAGGGUUUUGAGAGCUCAAUCUACAGAGGAGUAUGCUAAGUUGAAGAACAAACUUCAAGUGCUUACUCUAGGGAUUGGUGGCAUUGGUGUAAUCUCAGCAUAUGUUCUCUAUAGUCCCGAAAUUGCUGCUAGCUUUGGUGCAGGGUUGCUUGGUUCCCUUAUUUACAUCAGAAUGCUUGGCAGUACUAUAGACUCCAUGGCAGUUGGGUCUAAAGGUCUUCUCAAGGCAGCUGUUGGACAACCGAGAUUACUGGUUCCAGUGGCUAUUGUUAUGAUAUAUAAUCGGUGGAAUGAAAUACUAGUUCCAGAUCAUGGGUUCGUACACUUGGAAUUGAUACCCAUGCUUGUUGGAUUCUUCACCUAUAAAGUUGCCACUUUUGCUCAGGCUAUUCAAGAUUCCAUCACUUCGGUUGAUGAGAAAAGCUAAUUCUAAGCUUUCGUUAUCUUCUAUUGUGCAUAUUAUACAAUCAUUCUUGCAUUUUGUUCUCUUAAAGAUGAGAAUCUUUCUGGAUUUGAGGACAUAUUUAAUUGUAAUUUUUUUUU
Phalaenopsis equestris is the source of this 1288-nucleotide messenger RNA. RefSeq lists its product as uncharacterized. The record is from RefSeq and is a predicted model, not a curated record. NCBI's taxonomy places the organism in Eukaryota, Viridiplantae, Streptophyta, Magnoliopsida, Asparagales, Orchidaceae.